Closterium sp. Naga37s-1 is the source of this 993-nucleotide messenger RNA. NCBI's taxonomy places the organism in Eukaryota, Viridiplantae, Streptophyta, Zygnematophyceae, Desmidiales, Closteriaceae. The record is from the annotation of a GenBank genome assembly.
AUGUCCGAGUCGGAAUCAAUCGAUCCGGAGCUAAAGAAGCCGACUAUGGAAGCCGCGUGGCCGCAUCUGCAAAUAGUAUACGAGUUCCUGCUUUGGUAUGUUGUCUCUAGUAGCGAGACCGACGCGGACGACGUGGCGAAGCGUUACAUAGACCAGGAGUUCGUCUUAAAGCUGCUGAACCUGUUCGACUCGGAGGACCCUCGCGAGCGGGGCUACUUGAAGACUAUCAUGCACCAGAUUUACUUGAAAUUCAUGGUUCAUCGGCUGUUCAUCCGCGAAGCGGUAAACAAGAUCUUUUACCAGUUUAUAAAGUCGGAGCGGCAUAACGGCAUCGCGGAGCUGUUAGAGUUUCUAGAGGAUAUUCUUAAAGGAUUUGUGAUGCCGGUUAGUAAGGAGGAGCGAAAGCAGAUCCUGGAGCGAGCGCUGGUUCCGCUGCACAAGCCUAAGUGCGUGUCGAUGUACCACCAGCAGCUGUCGUACUGCAUCACUCUGUUUGUGGAAAAAGACCCGAAUCUUGCGGAUUCGGUGCUGCUCGGGUUGCUUGAGUUCUGGCCCUUAAGUAACAACCAGAAUGAGCUGCUUUUCCUGGAAGAGUUGGAGAAGAUUUUGGAGCUCACGCAGGAGCUCGAGUUCCACUUGGUGAUGACGCCGCUGUUCCAGCAGAUCGCGCUCUGCCUCAGCUCCUCCCACUUCCAGGUGGCGGAGCGCACGCUGCGCCUGUGGGGCAACGACUACAUCGUGGCGCUCGUGGCUCAGAACCACGACACCAUCUUGCCGCUCAUCGUUGCUGCUCUGGAGCGCAGCGCUGAAAGCCACCAGAAUCAGGCAGUGAAAGAGCUGGCCAUCAACGUUCGCAUGAUGUUUCUUGAGAUGGAGGAGGGGCUCUACUACGAGUAUCAUUGCCAGUUCCCAAAGGAAAAAGUUAAUCUGCAGCUCUUUCCUAAGCUCAGCUCCUUCCUACCCCAUCUGGCUGCUUGUAGUGGCCUUGUCUAG